Molecule: messenger RNA, 321 nt
Organism: Penicillium oxalicum
Lineage: Eukaryota; Fungi; Ascomycota; Eurotiomycetes; Eurotiales; Aspergillaceae
Product: ATPase inhibitor
Exons: 4
Coding region: 1-321 (106 amino acids)
Biological process (GO): negative regulation of ATP-dependent activity
Cellular component (GO): mitochondrion
Molecular function (GO): ATPase inhibitor activity
Source: RefSeq, a predicted model, not a curated record
AUGCAAGCCCUUUCGCGCCCACUCCUCCGCACCCCAUUCUUUUUCUCAUCCUCCGUCCACCUCCUCACUCGCUCACUCACAACCACUUCCUCCGCCAUGGCCGCAGGCGACACUGGUGCUCCAAGAGCCAGAGGCUCGCUUGCAGAGAAGGACACAUUUCAGCGUCGUGAGGCGGCGCAGGAGUUGAUGUAUAUCCGGCAACAUGAGAUGGAGAAGAUCGAACGAUUGCGCGCGAAAAUGAAGGAAUCUCAGAAACAUAUGGCGGAAUUGGAUAAGCAUUUGGAGGAAUACUCAAAGAGUCAGGGUGGAGAGCAGAAUUGA